Molecule: messenger RNA, 1293 nt
Organism: Chionomys nivalis (European snow vole)
Lineage: Eukaryota; Metazoa; Chordata; Mammalia; Rodentia; Cricetidae
Product: serine/threonine-protein kinase SBK1-like
Exons: 1
Coding region: 55-1293 (412 amino acids)
Biological process (GO): peptidyl-serine phosphorylation; peptidyl-threonine phosphorylation
Molecular function (GO): ATP binding; protein serine/threonine kinase activity
Source: RefSeq, a predicted model, not a curated record
AGGGCGCCCAGACCCCCUGCCGCGGCGUCCCCGCGGCCCCAGCCCAGGGAGAAGAUGAGCGUGGGCUGCCCAGAGCCUGAACCGCUCCACUCCCUGCCUUGCUGCGGGCCGGGGGCCGCCCCUGUACCAGGUGCAGGUGUGCCCCUCCUCACAGAAGACAUGCAAGCACGGACACUGCGCACACUGACUGCCAGCGACCUUACCAAGCACUACGAGCUUGUCCGGGAGCUGGGUAAAGGGACCUACGGGAAGGUUGACCUGGUGGCUUACAAGGGCACAGGCACCAAAAUGGCGCUGAAAUUUGUGAAUAAGAGCAAGACAAAGCUGAAGAACUUCCUGCGUGAAGUGAGCAUCACCAACAGCCUGUCAUCCAGCCCCUUCAUCAUCAAGGUCUUCGACGUGGUCUUCGAGACUGAGGAAUGCUAUGUCUUUGCCCAGGAGUGCGCGCCUGCUGGAGACCUGUUUGACAUCAUCCCUCCCCAGGUGGGCCUCCCCGAGGACACGGUGAAGCGCUGUGUGCAGCAGCUGGGGCUGGCGCUGGACUUCAUGCACAGCAGACAGCUAGUGCACCGCGACAUCAAACCCGAGAACGUGCUGCUGUGUGACCGUGAGUGCCGCCGUGUGAAGCUGGCGGACUUCGGCAUGACGCGGCGCGUGGGCUGCCGUGUGAAGCGUGGGAGCGGCACUAUACCCUACACAGCGCCCGAGGUGUGCCAGGCGGGCCGUGCCGAUGGCUUCGCGGUGGACACAGGCGUGGAUGUGUGGGCGUUCGGAGUGCUUAUCUUCUGUGUGCUCACCGGCAACUUCCCGUGGGAGGCUGCGUCGGGCGCCAAUGCCUUCUUCGAGGAGUUCCUGCGCUGGCAGCAGGGCCGCCUGCCGGGGCUGCCUUCGCAGUGGCGCCGCUUCACCGAGCCUGCACUGCGCAUGUUCCAGCGGCUGCUGGCUCUGGAGCCCGAGCGUCGCGGGCCGGCCAAGGAGGUCUUCAGCUUCCUCAAACAAGAGUUCACAUCUGAGCUUCGGCGGCGGCCUUCGCACCGUGCACGCAAACCUCCUGGGGACCGCCUGCCCGGGCCCCUGCUCCUCGAGGCUCCUGCACCGCUCAAGCGCACCGUGCUCACCGAGAGUGGCAGCGGUUCACGGUCCUCGCCGCCCAGCGUGGUGCCCGUUCCGGUGCCCGUGCCCGUGCCUGAGGCUGGUCUGGCUCCUUCCGCUCCCUCGGGCAGGACCGAUGGCCGUGCAGACAAGAGCAAAGGGCAGGUGGUGCUGGCCACGGCCAUCGAAAUCUGCGUCUGA